Sphaerulina musiva SO2202 is the source of this 775-nucleotide messenger RNA. RefSeq lists its product as uncharacterized. The record is from RefSeq and is a predicted model, not a curated record. The annotation marks the transcript as partial. Lineage: Eukaryota; Fungi; Ascomycota; Dothideomycetes; Mycosphaerellales; Mycosphaerellaceae. The transcript is spliced from 2 exons.
AAUACUACUAUCUACUUAAUUCUUAGAAACCCUAAAUUCAGCUAUUUCAAAGGAGCCCUAGGUACGCUAGAUAGUAUAUAUAUAAAUGCCGUUAUUCCGGAAGAGAGGCAGUCUGCCUGUAACUUCCUCUAUACGCUUGUUAGUUACGAAGGAUCUGCGAACGAUAGGACAGUCGUUAAUAGAGCCUUUAGGGUUAGAGGUCUACGUAUACUAGAGGGCCGCUAUUAUCUCGCAGAUAGUAGUUAUUUGCCGAAGGACAAUCGACUCUUAGUACUAUAUUAGCGUAUAAGAUACUACCUACGUAAGCAGAUCGCGUCGAAUACUAAACUAGAGAUAAAAGAAGAGCUUUUCAACCUCCGCUACGCGUAGCUAAGAAACUGCGUUGAGCGUAUAUUUAGUAUUGUAAAGAAGCGCUUUGAGUACGUCCGUGUUAGUCCGUACCUAGGGCGCUCUAUACUCGACCAAAAGCGUAUUCUUAUAGCGUGUUUUGUCCUCUAUAACUACAUUCUUACGUACGGCGAACAACUACUCUCUAUAGAGCCGUAGUUGCUAUAAUCGGACGGCUAUAUCGGCAACGACGAUGUCUCUAGUAUAGAGUAUAAAGCACCGGGUUUCGAGGAGGACAAAGGAAUAUUAAAGUUCCGAGAUAAGAUAGUAGAGGAUAUAUAGUAAGACUACCUCGAGCUGCUCGAGUACCGUAGCUAGGACCGUACUAGUAUUAAGCAGGAGUAGUAGACCUUAUACAGCUUAUAAUACUUAAUAGUAUACUAAUCAC